ACCCACUUUUUUCCUCAUUCAGUCAGAAUCAAAUCAUAAGUAACAAUGUAUUCACCUAAUUCGUACAACACCAAUAAUUUGCCGAUAAGUUUCAUGAGUGAUCAUGCUAGAAAUCGUAGGAAUUCGAACAUAAGCACAUAUUUCGAUGCGCCAGUGUCACCAUUUUAUACAAAUCCUGGUAACGUCACUAAAGUAGCGCCGGCCCCAGGGUACCACCCUGGGGAACCCCACAGGGCUUUCGAAAACCAAGAUACUGGAUCUGGUGGGCUGGUUUACAGGGUCUUGAAGCCUGUUCUUUAUCUCCAGAGAUACAUGGGAAUAUAUCCUAUAAGCAUAAGCGAAAGUGGAAGAUUUGAGGUCACUUCACAACUGCUGAUGUAUUCGGCUCUGGUUUUUCUUGUAGAAGUUGCAUUUAUAGGCUACAUCAAAUGGGAUAAAGUAGAAAUAGUGAGAUCAUCAGAGACAGAAGCAAAAUUUGAGGAAGCUGUAAUCGAUUAUCUUUUCACGGUCUAUUUGAUCCCGAUAGUGAUGAAUCCUAUUACACUAUAUGAAGCAAAAUAUCAUGCCAAUAUUAUGAACGAUUUCAAGAAGUUUGAGGAAUUUUACAGAAAAGUAGUGAAAAAGAAGCUGAACCUAUUCGUAGGAAAUAAAUCUUUACUAUUGACUAUUGCUCUGCCAGUAGUUUCUUGUGCAACGAUGGUAGUCAAUCAUAUAACAAUGGUGAAUUUUCGUUUUGUACAGGUUAUACCAUACUGUUACAUAAAUACAGUGACUUAUCUUGUUGGCGGUUUAUGGUUUGCUUAUUCAGAUGUUAUAGGAAACAUAGCAUUAACCAUUUCCCAGGACUUCCAGUUCGCAUUGAAAAACAUGAGUACCUCCUCAAGAAUAGCAGAGUUCAGAACGUUAUGGAUGUUGCUAGCUAGGAUAACCAGAGAUUGUGGGAACUCAUCUGGCCACACUCUGAUAUUUCUGAGCUUGUACCUGUUUCUGAUCAUAACAUUGACGAUUUAUGGUUUAUUUUCCCAGAUUCAAGGUGGUUUUGAAUUGAAAGAUAUAGGAUUGACGAUAACUGCAGUUUUUGCAGUUGCUCUGCUGUACUUUAUCUGUGAUGAGGCACAUUAUGCAUCGAACUGUGUUAAGGUUCAUUUCCAAAAACGUUUGCUGCUGGUGGAACUUACUUGGAUGAAUGAGGAUGCACAACAAGAAAUUAACAUGUUUUUGCGGGCAACUGAAAUGAAUCCCACUAAUAUGAGCUUGGUUGGAUUUUUUGAUGUUAACAGAAAUUUAUUUAAAUCGUUACUGGCCACAAUGGUGACAUAUUUGGUGGUACUGCUUCAGUUUCAAAUCAGCAUACCAGAAGAUAAUGGAGGAUCCAACGUAUCAAGUAACAUGACUAAGUCUUAAGUAUUUAUUUUUAUAAUUAAGAACUAAAAUGAACUACACCUGGCCUCAAGUUAAGGAUAGUGAAUUGAAAAUCCUUUGUGUAU
This is a messenger RNA of Harmonia axyridis, 1487 nucleotides long. It is a transcript of the gene Gr63a, whose product is annotated as gustatory and odorant receptor 24. Gene Ontology annotation, cellular component: neuronal cell body; membrane; dendrite. Gene Ontology annotation, biological process: sensory perception of taste. Lineage: Eukaryota; Metazoa; Arthropoda; Insecta; Coleoptera; Coccinellidae. The transcript is spliced from 6 exons. The coding region runs from base 46 to 1404 and encodes 452 amino acids. The record is from RefSeq and is a predicted model, not a curated record.